Haplochromis burtoni (Burton's mouthbrooder) is the source of this 2052-nucleotide messenger RNA. It is a transcript of the gene pgk1, whose product is annotated as phosphoglycerate kinase 1. The coding region runs from base 136 to 1389 and encodes 417 amino acids. Gene Ontology annotation, cellular component: cytosol. Gene Ontology annotation, biological process: glycolytic process; gluconeogenesis. The transcript is spliced from 11 exons. The record is from RefSeq and is a predicted model, not a curated record. Gene Ontology annotation, molecular function: ATP binding; ADP binding; phosphoglycerate kinase activity. NCBI's taxonomy places the organism in Eukaryota, Metazoa, Chordata, Actinopteri, Cichliformes, Cichlidae.
GAUUUGCCCUGCCCGGUGGUGUUCCUCCGCUGCGCUAAGGUCACCGCUGUCAUUCGGUAGCUAACCAACAGCCGAAGGAGGCGGAGGAGAUCCAGCAAAGGAAGGUGCACGAAAGAAGCAGCUAAACUCAGCAAAAUGUCUCUGUCUAACAAACUCACCCUGGACAAGGUGGACGUCAAGGGGAAGCGGGUCGUUAUGAGAGUCGACUUCAACGUUCCAAUGAAGGACAAGGCGAUCACAAACAACCAGAGGAUCAAGGCAGCCGUCCCCAGCAUCCAGCAUUGCCUGGAUCAUGGAGCCAAGUCUGUGGUGCUGAUGAGUCACCUGGGCCGUCCUGACGGAAACGCCAUGCCUGAGAAAUACUCCCUGGAGCCCGUCGCUGCAGAGCUCAAGACCCUCCUAGGGAGGGACGUCACCUUCCUGAAGGACUGUGUGGGCCCUGAGGUGGAAGCUGCCUGUGCUGACCCCACCUCUGGAUCCGUCAUCCUGCUGGAGAACCUCCGCUUCCACGUUGCCGAGGAGGGCAAAGGGAAGGACCCCUCUGGGAACAAGACGAAGGCAACCCAGGAGCAGAUUGACUCCUUCAGAGCGUCUCUGUCCAAACUGGGAGACGUUUACGUCAACGAUGCCUUUGGGACGGCUCACAGAGCCCACAGCUCCAUGGUGGGAGUGAAUCUGCCUCAGAAGGCAGCUGGUUUCCUCAUGAAGAAGGAGCUCGACUACUUCGCCAUGGCUCUGGAAAAACCUCAGAGGCCCUUCCUGGCUAUCCUCGGAGGAGCAAAGGUGAAAGAUAAGAUCCAGCUGAUCAACAACAUGUUGGAUAAGGUUGAUGAGAUGAUCAUCGGGGGUGGCAUGGCUUUCACCUUCCUCAAAGUCCUCAACAACAUGGAGAUCGGUACCUCCCUGUAUGACGAGGAGGGCGCCGGCAUCGUCAAAGACCUGAUGGCCAAAGCUGAGAAGAACAAAGUCAAGAUCACGCUGCCCGUCGACUUCGUCACUGCUGACAAGUUCGACGAACAUGCCGCCACCGGUACUGCAACAGUUGCUGCUGGCAUCCCCGCCGGCUGGAUGGGUCUGGACUGUGGACCCGAGAGCUCUAAGGCCUACGCAGAGGCGGUCGGCAGGGCCAAGCAGAUCGUGUGGAACGGUCCGGUCGGUGUGUUCGAGUGGGACAACUUCGCCAAAGGGACGAAGAACCUGAUGGACAAAGUGGUCGAGGUGACCAAAUCUGGCUGCAUCACAAUCAUCGGUGGGGGUGACACCGCUACUUGCUGCGCCAAGUGGAACACAGAAGACAAAGUCAGCCAUGUCAGCACGGGAGGCGGAGCCAGCCUGGAGCUGCUGGAGGGUAAAGUCCUGCCAGGUGUGGACGCCCUGAGUAACGCUUAAACCUUCAUCAACUGGAGAGCGAGUGUGUACGAGAGGUGGUUAGCUACACAGCCAGACUCCUGUUUACUCCCAGAACAUCCCCAGAAGUGAAAUAAGACAAAUCCCAUCUUUACCCUGCAGCCGUUUCAUGUUCAGUCUUUGUUUUUGAAGUUGUGACUCAGAGGAGGAAAACGUCACCUCACACCUGCUGUCAUUACUAAGUAGAGCGCCCUGCCUUACUUCGACAUGCUUCUCAAAGCCACUCUGCUGAAAGUAGGAGCCUUUACUUAACGGUUAGGACAAAAAAGAUCAACCUCAUCGAGGUGGAAGUCGUUUCUUUCUGCUGAAACACAAACGGCCUCUGCAAUGACUGAAUCUGGGUUCAAACAGCAACGUCUGCUUCACUGUAAACCUCCGCAGUGGCUCGUGUGUGUAAAUGUUUUGCUGCGUCACUUUUGCCUCCCUGGGAACGUCACUGCACCACCCUGAGUGUAUAUACAUGCAAAGUGUAUAUAUAUUAAAAUGUAUGAGAGAAAUGGUAACUUGGUGUGUUACAUUUUGUCUGUCGGCACUAAUGUUUGCUCUGGUCGUCUGUCCUCUGUGGUGGUUGUUGGUUUCGAGCGGCUUCAGACAGAUGUCUCGGCUGAUCUGUUCAGGCUAAUAAAACUGUCUCUGUGUUAAAAA